CUUUCCCUCUGUGUUUUUCUCCAGAGACUUACAGUUUUUGAACACCACACUGUUCUUACCUACUGGCCCUCCACCCCACACACACGAAAAGAGAGAAGCACAGUCUGUUGGAUCCCCAGAAGCCAUGUCUCCUCUGCGUGUACCCCUAUUGGCCGUACUGGUCAGUAUGGCACUGUGCCAGUAUUAUGAUUACGACUACGAGCCUUUUCCCCUGUUAGGACCCUCAGGGCCCGGUUGUAAUCAAGAAUGCGACUGCCCAAUCAACUUCCCCUCCGCCAUGUAUUGUGACAAUCGGAAGCUCAAGUUUGUUCCCAUAGUCCCAACAGGGAUCAAGUACCUGUACCUCCAGAACAACCAGAUUGAAGCGAUCAAGGCAGGAGUGUUUGAUAAUGUUACUGCUGAUCUUCGCUGGCUUGUACUUGACAACAACUACAUCACUAAUUCUAAGAUAGAAAAGGGAACAAUCGAUAAACUCACUGCCCUGGAGAAGCUAUUCUUCAGCUAUAACAACCUCACAGAGCCAGUCAUCCCUCCCUCAAAGGUGCUAGAAGAGCUGAAGAUAAUGCACAACAAGCUGUCCAAGUUCCCCUCUGGACUUUUGACUGACAAAGAAAAUUUGACCUCGAUCAACCUUCAGAACAAUCAGCUAACCUCUGAUGACAUCGCGGGGGCAUUCAAAGGGCCGAAGAAACUGAUGUCCCUGGAUGUGAGCCACAACAAGCUGAAGAAGCUGCCAGCCGGUGUCCCUUCUUCACUGGAAAUCCUCUAUGCUGACUACAAUGACAUUGACAGUGUCGGAGCUGGAUACCUGAACAAGCUGCCUUCGCUGCAGUACCUAAGGAUCUCCCACAACAAGCUGGUGGACUCCGGGAUCCCUGCUGGAGUGUUCAACGUGUCGUCACUGGUGGAACUGGACCUUUCUUUCAACAAGCUGCAGUCCAUCCCUGAGAUCAACCAGAAGCUGGAGCAACUCUACCUCCAGGCCAAUGAGAUCAACAAGUUUGACCUGGCAAGUUUCUGCAAGUUCAUUGGACCCGUCAAUUAUUCCAAUCUGAAGCAUCUGCGUCUGGAUGCCAACAACGUCACAAUAAGCAGCAUGCCCCCUGAAUCCUCCAACUGCCUGCGUUUGGCUUCAGAUAUCAUGUUUGAAUAAGGACUUCCCUCAAUUGUAUUACCUUUCCACAACCCCCCUCUCUACUAUCAUGACACAGCUCAGCCCAAAGCCUUGUGGAUUUAAAUGUCAUAAUAUCCCACUUUUUAAAGUACUGAUACAUCCUUGCACUUCUGACAUAAGUCUUAUGCAAAUCUGGGGUAUUGUAAUGGCAUCUUCAUCAAAUAAAUAUAUAUCUCGAAAAAUUCUAAAGCUGGGCAAAUUUUAGAUACAAUACAUAAAUUUGAAAAUGUUUAAGUAACAUAUCCCACAAAAUAUGCAAUCAGAUUGUUAAAUUCAUUAAACAUCAAGCAAGUGUUCCAAAUAUUGGUCUCUGAUUCAUUGUAGAUAUGAAUGAAUGAAUGUUCUAAUUGUUAAAAUAAACAUGAGGGCUAAAAAGAGGAAAAAAGACAAUAAAACUAUAAUAGACAAUAUAAAAAGUAAAUUACCAAAAGUUCUAUGAAUAGAAAUUAAUUCAUAUGCUUUGAUUAAAAACACACGCUUUAAACAUUCCAAACUUGCAUUUGAUUAUAUUGAAUACAGACAUAAUGGAGUAAACAUUAGCUAAAGUUCUCCAAUGUCUCAAUUCAGUUGUAGUGUAAUUUUGUUGUCUGUCUUGUAUGUUUCCAGUGUUUAGCAUGUAUAAUAUAAUAUGGGUAAAAUAAUGAAUCCAUUGCUGUGCAAAGGACCAGCAGACAAGGAUUGCGUACUCAGUGUGUUAUGCCUAAGUGAGAAAUUAUGAUCUAAUUGUAAAAUAUCAGUUACAUUGCAGUCAAAAUUUCAGUAUCUUAAAUGUUUUUUUAAAGGAAAAUACCAGUGUUAAUUACUUGUGUCUGUUAUUUUUAACCCACUUUAAACUUGCAUGAAGGAUGCCCCAGUGCAAACAACAGGAUGUCCCACUGGCCAACUUCUUUGAUUUUCUAACCAGUGGUGAAAUAAGAUAUAUCCAUUGUCUGUAGGGAAAUAACUUCCCAAUUCAUUGAAGGAAUAACUUCAAACCCAACUAAAGCUGGAUUUUAUUUCUGCAGCCUUUCUUGGAAAGUAAAAUAAUUGACACAAGUAUAACAGACACAGGCAUUAUCCUCAAAAGUAAAUAUUUCUUAUGCUGAAUUUCUUUCUUUUUCAGAAAUCACGAGUCUAAUUGUUUCUACACAUUACUUAAUUCCUAGCUGUCUGCUGUCAUGCACAUUGCUGAUUUGUAUACAACAUUUGCAUUCCUUGCAUGCAUCCAAUGGUAACAUUCUUUGAUAAUAAACUAUAGCUUUUGCAGUUAAGGUGCUCUCAUUGUUACGUUGUUGUUUACCAUAAUUGAAAAAUACUUUUUAACAAUACAAAGUCAACUUGGCAGGAAUUUUGAUUGAAGUCAUGUCAUCAGAAUAUCAAAUUUUGUUUAGGUUUAAAUUUGUAAUUUUAUCGUGAUUUCUCCUGGACCUUGGACUCAGUAUCUGCUCUUGAAUUUACUGUGAGGAAACCAAACACAGUUAAAUAAACUAUGUUUCCAAAACAUUUGUAUGAUAUCACUUUUUAAACCUGCUGUAAUUAAUUUCUAGCAUGUAUGAAAAAGCCAUCUUAUAUAUGCUGACAGGAACAUUGUGCUUAGAAAUUUAAUUUCUGUACUAAUUUAGAUAUAUAUACAUUUAUAUAUAUAUUUGGCUGGUGAAAUAAAACCAUUAGUUACACUGUAUAAAGUGUUUAAAGUAAAUUAAGUAACCAAAUUUGGCUAUUUUCUGCAAAUCCCUUUAUUGAUGUCACCGACUACACAGUUAAUUUACUGCACUCAGACCGGGAAUGCUAAGAAUCUUAUCAAUCUGUAAUGGUUUGAAACACACUGGUGAAAAUAUAAAUGAUUAACAUUAGAACUCCUCUUUAAGAGUCUGGUUCCAGGAAAAAGCUGAAGCCAAGUGAAAGGAGCCAACAAGCAAAACAACAUUCAAUCUACAGUUAGUCUUGUCCAUAGAGAUAGUACAGUAUAUCAAGCAGUUAAGAUGUGUCGUAGCAGAUUUCACUCUGUGGAGUGUGCUGUACUACUUUUGGCAUCAUCCAUCUGCCUUUCUGGCAUAUAUGUUUGUGAAGAAGUCAUAUUCUUUGCCAUGAUUUACAAAAGAUAAAAGUAGAGAUUUUAAGAUGGAUGGAAGAUCCUUUUAUUUAUUCUCCAAAGCCUGUUAGUGUGUUUUGGAUAUACUGUUUAUAUUCAUUACCCAGCUGUUUUCAAAGCUCCCCACACCGUGGUCUUCAUUUUCAUUUUGUAUUCCUCGGUUUUGACUUUGUGUCUCUCAAGUAAUUCAUUUUCAGAAGCUACAUAAAGGACCUAUCGUCUUUGUUCACUCCCACAUUUCAAUGUAGCUUGAGUCAAACAAAAACUGCUGGUCCAUGAGGGAUGCAGGGGUUGCAGGGUUUUACUUGAUACUGCAGCUUUAAGAUAUUUUCUGUGUAAAUCUACCCUUUCGACUGUCUCAGACAGGAACCACAAAUUCUCGGUGAAAGUUCAAAAAGUACUAUAUUUGGUCUAUACAGCUUCAAUACAAACAGUGAAUGUGUCCUUAACAGAGGAUUGCCUUACUGUACUGUUUCCCAUAAGAUCAUUUUUGUCUUCAUAUUUGGCUUG
Xiphias gladius (swordfish) is the source of this 3755-nucleotide messenger RNA. It is a transcript of the gene lum, whose product is annotated as lumican. Gene Ontology annotation, molecular function: protein binding. Bases 125 to 1153 code for a protein of 342 amino acids. The transcript is spliced from 3 exons. The record is from RefSeq and is a predicted model, not a curated record. Lineage: Eukaryota; Metazoa; Chordata; Actinopteri; Istiophoriformes; Xiphiidae.